GCCAUGGAAGGGAGCCCUGUCUCGAGACUGGAAGAGGCUGGAGAUGACGCCCAGCUAGAAGAGCUGGAGAAGGAGUUGGAGGACUUGGAGGCAGACGUGGUGUUCCUGCAGCAACGCCUGGCAAAGCUGCAGAGUCAGAACGGAUGUGCGUCAUUGAUAGAUAUUCCACUGGAGAAUCUUUGUUGGCAACUUCCAGCUGCUGAUUUCAUGGCGCUCUCCAUGGCAGGGAUGCGCUUGUACAAAACAAGCCAAGAGCUCUUGCCCUCGUUGCUGCCGGAGGCUCCGUUGAGCCCCUUGAUUUCUGCUCCAUGUCUGUGGCGCGCCUGGCGUGAGCCCUGCCUGACCCUGGGCCUUACAGCUGCUGUUCCACAGAUGGCCCUGGGCCGGGCUCUCAAGGCGUUCCGCCGAUCGCCCACCGGGCCCUUGUGCAUUGAGAGCGAAGAUGGUGAAUGUUUCGGCACGCGGAACUUGCAACCCUACGAGGCGGUUUGGGCUUUGACCAAGCAUCACACCCCACGGCUUCUUCGUUUUAAAGUCAAGGAAAGGACGGACAAAGGAGCCGUCCACCCUGAGACGUCGGUGAUGCUGUUGGACUCGGCUAUUCCCAAGCAACCGCUUUUCACCGUCAGCUGGCGUCGAGAGGGUGCACGGUACCAGAUGCACGUCUUCACAAGGGAGGUGGUCUCUGGCCGAUGUGCCUGGGCUUACCGGCAACGUCGCUUCAACUUGGAGGCCUUUGAGGCUGCUGAUCUCCAUGUGCACGUGGAGUUCGAUUGGCCCACUGCUCGGUGUUGGAUGCAGCUUGGUCGUGACCAGCUUCAGGAGUUUCCCUUCAGUGGUUCCUCUGGGUCGCCCACCACCGAUCAACUGCGAUUACAACUGUCGCCUGCUCGGGAAGAUCUGGAGAUCUCUUUGCUGCUAGGAUGAGUUGGUGCCAGAUUGGUGAGAGGAGGGUCCAAAGUGCUGGUUGCAGU
Messenger RNA from Cladocopium goreaui, 974 nucleotides. The record is from the annotation of a GenBank genome assembly. Lineage: Eukaryota; Dinophyceae; Suessiales; Symbiodiniaceae.